This is a messenger RNA of Staurois parvus, 1731 nucleotides long. Lineage: Eukaryota; Metazoa; Chordata; Amphibia; Anura; Ranidae. The record is from the annotation of a GenBank genome assembly.
AUGUCAGACCAGAGGUACCGACAAUUAGAUGAGAGUGUAUCAGGAAGUCAGGGGUCCAAGCCAGAUCUCAGUGAUAGCACCUGUGAGCCAGUGGUGGAGGGGGAACCAUUCACAAGCUAUUUUGAUGAAAAAAUCCCCAUUCCAGAGGAUGAAACUCACACUUGGUUCAGUUUUCGUAAGCUUUGGGCCUUUACUGGACCUGGCUUCUUAAUGAGCAUUGCCUAUCUGGAUCCAGGAAACAUUGAAUCGGACUUGCAGUCUGGCUCUGUUGCUGGUUUCAAGCUGCUAUGGGUCCUUCUGACUGCUACAAUUAUUGGCCUCCUUCUUCAGCGACUGGCUGCCAGGUUAGGAGUGGUGACUGGUCUUCAUUUAGCAGAAGUGUGCAAUCGGCAGUAUCCAAAGGUUCCCCGGAUUAUAUUAUGGUUAAUGGUGGAACUGGCUAUCAUUGGAUCUGACAUGCAAGAAGUCAUUGGCUCAGCCAUUGCCCUUAAUCUCCUGUCCGCUGGAAUAAUUCCAUUGUGGGGAGGAGUGUUGAUUACAAUUAUAGAUACAUUUUUCUUCUUGUUCCUAGAUAAAUACGGGCUGAGGAAACUAGAAGCAUUGUUUGGUUUUCUUAUUACAAUCAUGGCAGUGACAUUUGGAUAUGAGUAUGUGCGAGUUCGUCCUGACCAAGGCCAACUUCUGAAGGGCAUGUUUUUUCCUUACUGCGCUGAUUGUGGGAAUCCUCAACUUGAGCAAGCAGUUGGGAUUGUGGGAGCCGUCAUUAUGCCUCAUAACAUGUACCUGCAUUCAGCUUUGGUUAAGUCCAGGGAAGUGAAUCGCUCUAACAAGAAAGAAGUAAGAGAAGCAAAUAAAUACUUUUUUAUUGAGUCCACUAUAGCCCUCUUUGUGUCCUUCCUCAUCAACGUCUUCGUUGUGGCAGUGUUUGCUGAAGCCUUCUAUCAAAAGACCAACGACGAAGUGCUGAAUGAGUGCAUCAACAGUACUUUUAGUGGGCAGAGUAGCAGUUUGUUUCCAAACAACAAUGAUACUUUGAAUGUGGACAUUUACAAAGGGGGAGUGGUCCUAGGAUGCUAUUUUGGGGCUCCAGCUCUCUACAUCUGGGCUGUGGGCAUCUUAGCUGCAGGUCAAAGUUCAACAAUGACUGGUACCUACUCUGGUCAGUUUGUCAUGGAGGGCUUUCUUAAUCUAAAGUGGUCCAGGUUUGCUCGAGUGGUCCUUACCCGAUCUAUCGCUAUUACUCCCACUCUUCUGGUGUCCAUUUUCCAGGAUGUUCAGCACCUCACUGGCAUGAAUGAUUUCCUCAAUGUGCUUCAAAGCCUACAGCUACCGUUUGCUCUGAUCCCAGUGCUAACAUUCACCAGCCUGAGGCCUGUAAUGAACGACUUUGCAAAUGGACUGGGUUGGAAGAUAGCUGGUGGCAUCCUCAUCCUUCUCAUAUGCUGCAUAAACAUGUACUUUGUAGUCAUAUACGUGUCGGCCCUUGGAAACAUUGGACUGUAUGUUGGAGCAGCAAUUUUUGUCCAUUGUAUAUCUCUGUUUCGUGACAUAUUUGGUGAGUAUGUUUGCAAUAUCUUAUCAGACAUCGAACAGGGAGAGAAUUAUGAAUUUCCGCUAUCAAUGCAAAACAAAAAUGCAGCCUUUUCUUUUUAUCUAACAUUUUCCUUGGGGACAGUGCCCUCUAACAUCCUGCACGUGUCAUCAGAGAAAUCAGUAGAAUGCUAUUGCUAA